GCUUGCCAAAGAAAAAAGCAAGUUUUAUACCAAAUGCAGAGUCACUGAGUCUCUCAGCACAAAGAAAUCUCAGUGGACCUUUUGUUUUAACGCCAUGUGGAUAAAAGAAAUUUUUCUCCAGUGUUUCACUUCUGUCUUCUUCUUGGGGGCUCUUACAGUCUUCCUGCUCAUCUAUUUCAUCUCUUCUUCCAGUUUCAGUACCCAGAAAUAUGGGAGGGAGCCUCCAGGACCCAGACCUUUUCCCUUGCUCGGAAAUCUGCUACAGAUGGACCUGAAAAGGCCCUACAAAACAUUACUGGAGUUAUCCAAGAAAUAUGGAUCAGUCUUCACCAUCUAUCUGGGAACAAAAAAAGUGGUGAUCCUGGCAGGAUACAAAACAGUGAAGGAGGCACUUGUAGACCAUGAUGAAGUGUUUGGAGAGAGAGAUCCAAUGCAAAUUAUGCGUGAACUUGCUCAAGGACAUGGGGUUAUUUGGUCCAACGGUGAUUCAUGGAGAGAAAUGAGACGCUUCACACUGACUAACCUGAGAGACUUUGGGAUGGGAAAGAGAGUGUGUGAGGACAAAAUAAUUGAGGAAUGUCAACAUCUCAUUGAGGUUUUUAAGAAACUCAAAGGAGAAGCUUUUGAUACGACCCAACCAAUCAACUGUGCAGUCUCCAAUAUUAUCUGCUCCAUUGUCUAUGGCAGCAGAUUUGAAUAUGAUGAUUCAGAGUUUACAUCUCUGGUAGAUCGAACAAGCAGAAGAAUUAAACUUCUUGGAAGUCCUUCAAUCCAGAUUUUUGAGACGUUUCCAUCUCUCUUCAAGUGGGUUGCUGAGAGGAGUGAAAUACACAAGAUAUAUGCUGCCAAUAAGAAACAAAACCAAGUCAUCUUCAGUCAUUUAAAAGAGACUCUGAAUCCACAGAUGUGCAGAAGCUUUGUGGAUGCCUUUCUGGUCCGCAAGCAAAAUCUGAAGGAAUCUGUGAUUACCAACAGUCACUUCCAUGAUGAUAACCUUGUGGUAACAGUCAUGGAUCUUUUUUCUGCCGGCACUGAGACAACAUCAACUACACUGAGAUGGGGACUUCUGUUUAUGGCCAAGUAUCCAAAGAUACAGGAUGAGGUCCAGGAGGAGCUGAGGAGGGUCAUAGGAGAUCGCCAGGUGCAGGUUGCUGACAGGAAAAACCUGCCCUUCACUGAUGCCGUCAUCCAUGAGACGCAGAGACUGAGCAACAUCGUACCCUCUGGAGUUCCUCACAAAACCACCCGAGACAUCACUUUUCAGGGUCAUUUUAUUGAGAGGGGAACCACAGUGUUUCCUCUCAUGACAUCUGUCCUGCAUGAUCCCAGCGAGUGGGAGAGACCACACAUCUUUUAUCCUGCACACUUCCUGGACAAAGAGAAAAAGUUUGUCAAGCGCGAUGCCUUCAUUCCAUUUUCUGCAGGUCGCAGGAUUUGUCUCGGAGAGAGUCUGGCCAGGAUGGAGCUCUUCCUCUUCUUCACCACCCUCCUGCAGCAUUUUCGUUUCACUCCUGCACCUGGAGUUUCAGAGGAUGAAUUAGAUCUGAUGCCCAGUGUGGGCCUCACUCUCAGCCCUUCACCUCACAAACUGUGUGCUGUUUGCCAAAUGUAUGUGUCCUCCAUCAUUGUGGUUGUUUGAGGGCUCCAGAAAGAAAAAUGAUGACCACUGUGAACGGGAGUGGAAAGAAGAGGAAAAAGGGAGCUCAAAGGACAAUUUCAGGCUUGGAGAUACAAGAGGCCUUGUCAUGCUGACAACAUGAUGAUGGAUAUGCA
Molecule: messenger RNA, 1773 nt
Organism: Archocentrus centrarchus (flier cichlid)
Lineage: Eukaryota; Metazoa; Chordata; Actinopteri; Cichliformes; Cichlidae
Product: cytochrome P450 2K1-like
Exons: 11
Coding region: 95-1639 (514 amino acids)
Biological process (GO): xenobiotic metabolic process
Cellular component (GO): cytoplasm; intracellular membrane-bounded organelle
Molecular function (GO): oxidoreductase activity, acting on paired donors, with incorporation or reduction of molecular oxygen, reduced flavin or flavoprotein as one donor, and incorporation of one atom of oxygen; heme binding; iron ion binding
Source: RefSeq, a predicted model, not a curated record